This is a messenger RNA of Dimorphilus gyrociliatus, 1168 nucleotides long. The record is from the annotation of a GenBank genome assembly. Lineage: Eukaryota; Metazoa; Annelida; Polychaeta; Dinophilidae.
AAUGAUUUUAAAAUAUUUAUUGUAUUUUACCUUACUCGUUUGUUCUAAAUCAACCAAAAUAUUUUUAAAUGAAAUUGGUUUGGCAUCAGCAAAAGUUGAAUAUAUUGCUUUUCCUGGUAGUUUGGAUAAUAUUCAGGUGUAUAUUAUCUCAUCCACCAAGACUGUGGUUCACAGCUAUCAUCCUAACCAUGCCUCUACUGCCGGUCUAACUGUUUUGUCAAUAGACUUUACUGACUUUCCAUCAAGUGAUCAAUUUCUAAUUGUUAUGUAUCAAGAACAAGCACCAAAUACUGAAACUACAUAUGCCAACUAUAUAAAAGAAGAUAUAAUAGAUGCUGUUGUUUUAUCACCUAUUCAGAAUGAUCCAAAUAAAUUUUCUGAUAAAGUACCAGAAUGGGACAAUAAAGUUCUCUACUUUUCUAGUACUGCAGUUUCAUUUUCAAAAUGUUUUAAAUUCGAAACAUAUAUUCCAAAUUAUUGGUUUGAGAGACCAGAAACCCUGCCUGGAAUGAACAAUUGUCCAAGCGUUGAUCCAAAUGCGGGUGGUGAUCCUCAUUUCUCCCAAAAGGUCAUUGAUUCCAGAACUAAGAGACUGAGGAAUAUUUGUUACGACAUUGUAGGCAGAAGUGGUCAAUCAAUUUAUAUUUUGAAUGAUAAUUCAACUAAUACAAGUGUUCAAGGCAUCCUUAAAGACGAUUAUUACAUGCAUCAGAUUAUUAUUCAAUAUAAAGGUGGGGUGAUCAUUGUUGAUAACUCAUUCAUUCAAAUCAAUGACAAAAAAUUGAAAUGGUUCAAUUUGGUUAAAUACAAAGUUCGCUUAGCCAAUAUUCAUGUUAAGUCAACUGAAGAAAUUCAUAUUGAAACAUUUUAUAAACAAUUCAAAUUAGUUACAAUUGUCAAAAAAGAAUUUAAAGCAUACAGUGGCACAUUUCUCAAUGUUUACUUUGAACAUAUUAAUAUAUUUUAUGAAAACCUUGGAGGAUUAAUUGGAGAUAUUGGAAAAAAGACAUUCAUUUUCAAUGAAAAUAUUCAAGGGAACUCAAAUAAUGUUAAAGUUGAUAAUAUUGAAAUUGAAUCAACUAUUACAAGAAGAUUGUCGAAUGAAUGCCAUCUCCUUCCAUUGGUUCAACUAAUACAUCCUAAAACCAUAUCGGACUAUGUUCACUAA